UAAGUCAAGUGGGCGUCUCAAUAGUGUAUACUACGUGUGAGUGUGAGAGAAAGAUCAAAAUGGAAAGAAGGGUUUUUGAAGCAGCCCUAGAGGGAGAUGUAGCAACUUUAAAGAGGUUGUUACGUGAAGAUCCUUUGGUUCUCGAUAAAAUCUUGGUGAGUGUCAACUGCGAGACACCAUUAUAUGUUGCCGCCAUGUUGGGAUACCAUGAUUUUGCUAAUGAAAUCCUCAUAAAAAAACCCGAGCUCGCGAAGGAGUUGAACUCCAAGCAGUCUUCCCCUCUCCACCUCGCGGCGGCCAAAGGGCAUGUCGGCGUGGUUAGAGCCAUAUUGUUAGUUGAUCUCGAGAUGUGUAAGGGUCGCGAUAGAGAUGGCCUAACUCCUCUCCACCUCGCGGCAAUCAAAGGGAGAGUUGAUGUGUUGAAGGAGCUGAUUAAUGCAAUUUCAGUGAGUGGAUUAGUUGAUAUGAUGGGCGUGGAUUAUGAGCAGUUGGGAGAGAGCAUUUUGCAUAUGUGUGUUAAGCAUAGCAAGUUGGAGGCUUUGAAGACUCUGGUGGAGAUGAUAGGAGAUGGUGGUGGGGAUUUUGUGAAUUAUAAGGAUAGUUUUGGCAACACCAUUCUGCAUCUUGCAGUGUCAGAUAAACAAAUUGAGAGGAUUGCAUAUAUGCAGACUGUGAAGUUUUUGCUCAUGCAUACAACAAUAGAAGUGAACGCUGAAAAUUUGAAUGGGUUAACAGCUAUGGACAUUCUGCUUCAAACUCGAAAUGAUGUGAAAGAGAUGGGCAUUGCUGAACUUCUUACGCACAAGGGAGCUAAAGAAGCAUCGCAGCAGCAACAAAUGCAAAGCCCCCAGAGCCAACCCUCCAAAAACAAGAAGAAAAACAAAAGAAAAAAGCCAAUUGGCAAUAAUAAUAGAAAGGAGCACUGGGUUCAAAAAAUGAGAGACGCAUUAAUGGUGGCGGCGUCUUUGCUGGCAACUAUGGCGUUUCAGGCAGUUGUGAGCCCUCCAGGCGGUUUAUUCCAAAGCAGCGAUACAGUUAUAAGCGAGUCAGAAGUCCAAAAUGAUCCAAGCAGUUUCUUUUCUUUUAUAGGAAACUCCGAAUCAUCAUCAUCGUCCAACUAUAAUUAUAAUGAUUUUGCCCCUGCACCAGCUGUUGCACAGGACACAGAGACAAUAAAUUGUACAAUUGGGAAAUCCGUGAUGUCUUAUUACAAGCCACCGGUUUAUAACAUGUUCCUAGUGGCCAACACCAUCAGCUUUCUUGCAUCUCUCAGUAUCAUUCUGCUGUUCAUAAGCGGUUUGCCGCUAAGCCGGAAAUUCUUUAUGUACAUUAUGAUUAUCGUGAUGUGGGUGGCCAUCACUGGGAUGGGGUUAAGUUAUUUCUUCUGCAUAUACAUGAUUACACCGCAGUGGAUAAACAUGAACGUAGGACUUUACUUGUACAUCAUCGGGGGGUGUUUGUUAGUAGGACAUGGGGUUCUUUUCUUAGGGCAUGUAAUUCAGAUGACAGUCAAAGUGGUCAAAUGGGUGUACAGAGCAAUGAGAGCAUUGAAGAGAAAGCUGCCGUCCACCAUGAAUUCAAGUUCUAUGGGUAAGGACGACUCUGCUCACGGGAUCGAUAUAUAAUUAAGUUAUUAUGUACUCAACUCAAUUGUUGAAGCAUAUGCUACAUCUCAACUAAAAGUUUAAGCUGAUAGUUGGAUUGCACGUUUAUGUGUAUAUAUUAUAUGUUCAACAAAUUAAACUUCUUUUAAUUAACUUGUAUUAGAACAUUCUGGUUGUUGCUUGUUGUAUUAGAACGUUCUGCAUGCUUGUUGCUGAA
Molecule: messenger RNA, 1821 nt
Organism: Ipomoea triloba (trilobed morning glory)
Lineage: Eukaryota; Viridiplantae; Streptophyta; Magnoliopsida; Solanales; Convolvulaceae
Product: ankyrin repeat-containing protein BDA1-like
Exons: 2
Coding region: 60-1625 (521 amino acids)
Cellular component (GO): plasma membrane
Molecular function (GO): protein phosphatase 1 binding; protein phosphatase regulator activity
Source: RefSeq, a predicted model, not a curated record